Desarmillaria tabescens is the source of this 4375-nucleotide messenger RNA. RefSeq names its product ER-golgi trafficking TRAPP I complex 85 kDa subunit-domain-containing protein. The transcript is spliced from 20 exons. Gene Ontology annotation, cellular component: TRAPPIII protein complex. NCBI's taxonomy places the organism in Eukaryota, Fungi, Basidiomycota, Agaricomycetes, Agaricales, Physalacriaceae. The coding region runs from base 104 to 4024 and encodes 1306 amino acids. The record is from RefSeq and is a predicted model, not a curated record.
GUCAUUUUUGCUGAGCUCAUCGUGGUCGACGCGACUCUGGUGGACGUCGCCUCCGACGUCAGGCAGCAGACCGCCUGUCUUCAUACCACGACCAUUCUCAUACAUGGCGCCGGUAUUGCCAUCUUCGCUGAGCCCGCAUAUAUGCAUCAUACCCUCCGAUGAUCUCACCCAGCUUCUCCAAUCCUCCUCUCUGCCGCCUUUACCCGCAAUUCUCCAAUCUUUCUCUCCGUUACCACAAGUCACUACUCGAACAACAUCCUUAACAUCCGUACCGCACUCGUCAUUUGCCUUGCGUUUCUCGGACCUCUCAGAGAUAGAAACCGCAUGCAGAGAAGACGAAGAACAGAGAGCGGUUAGGACACUUGACUGGAUUGGUGAACGAAUAGGCCGUAGAUGUGCAAAAUGGGUUGAGGAUAUUCAGAAGCUUGGGGAGAAAGAUGCGUCGAGGACGCCGUGGUGGGACGAAGUACGGCGUUGUGUAGAAGGAAGCCACGUACCUUUACGAACGGAGACCUGGAACCAUCCAGUUGCAGUCAUUAUGGGAGUGUCAACCAAUGCACCUAAUCCCCUACAGGCAAUAACAGCCCUUCAUGCCAGACCUCUAGAGUUCCCGUCAUGGGUAGAUCCCAAUAUUCUCCGGUGUACUUUGAUUAUACAUCCUCAGAAUUCAGUUCUGUCAGAUGAAGAAGCUGGUGCUCUCUUCAAUGCCGUCAAGAAACAGUUUGGCCUACAUAGCUAUCUUCUGCCUCUUGCCUUGCCUGACCCACCGCCACCACCAGUUCCAGUGCCUGCGCUGGUACCCCGCGUGCCGCCCCUCACAUCUAAUGAUUCAACACAACCUGGGCCCACUGGACCUAAUGGUGAUGCAGAAUGUCCCAAUACGGAUGUUACCUUAAACACAUUGAGACUUGGAGAGACCGAUAUUCAACGAACCGCUAGAUUCACGCGUGAAUUUCUAGUUAUGAGCUUACUUCCGUGGAUGGAAAAGUGCGUGGUAGAAUGGAACGAGAAUUUUUCCUCAACACGACGGCUCCCAUCUCGUCUCUUCUCUUCAACGCGUCGCUUUUUUGGGUCUCCAUCACCGUCACCCGCUCCGACUCAUAAUCCGCACCAUUCAGUAUCCAGUAUCCGCUCUAACACAUUCGCGGGGUCGAUACCGAGUUCGGGACCCCCUCCCCUCCCUCAACAACGCCGCCUGGCCGAGUUUGCCACGAUAAUAGGAGAUUAUAAGCUAGCCGUAAGUGUAUGGGAAGCACUUCGCAAAGAAGGACAAGGCGGUUCUGAUAUUCUCCCUCUUUUACUGACUCCGUCACCUGCUAUCCCAUUACACGCUUCCACGGCUCUGAACAGCAUCCAUCCAUCAACACCUGACCCGCCUGCAAGUGCACAGCUGCGGGCCUUACUGUAUGCCGUCCGUUGGGAAGCUGGCAUUGGCCAUCAGGAUUUUUUGAGUGACACGCUCGAGGGCGAACGAUGGCUGGUCUGGGCCGCCGGAAACUCAGAGGAAGCACCUACAGCUUUAUUACUAGCUCAUGCUGCGUUAUUGACCACAGCUAAGGGGGCACGUAGACGGGCUGCGUUAUGGUAUGCGUCAGCUGCAAAUAGGCUUGAAAAAUGUGGAAUUAAGCCACUGACCAUGUAUUUUCUUCGGAAAGCCCAUGAGUUGUACAAAGUGCGGCGACCGAAAGAGCUCUCACCCUCUUUUUGGGACUCUGAAGGGAAAUCACCGUCUUCAACUGAGGGCCUGAACGCAAUGCUGUCAGUCAUUGAACACCCAUUAGGUCGACUGUUAUAUACUACUGGAGAUGUUUUAGAUGCUGUCAGGUUCUUCUUAGGACUUUUGCGGGGUACUUCUGCAACUUCAUCACAAUUGUCAGGAUUGGUGACAAAUGUGGAUGGAGAACCACAUGCACCGUCCACGGAUAAACUAUUUCUGGAUGACUUUAGAGUGGCUUUAGCUCAUUAUAUAUCAACACCGUCCGAUAAAAUGGCACUCAAAGACCUGAGUCUUCCUUUCAAUUUCUGUGUACCGAAGCAAUGCUUCGUUCGUCUGCCCCAUGUAAGCUCAGAUGAGAGUCAUUGGGAACAACGAGAAGAAGACUGGAUCAGAUUUCGUAAAGAGCAAGGGUCCCCAGAAGGUCUCGCCAAGGGAGGAUAUGCAGCAGUUGAUGAAACAUUUUGGAUCGACUUGGCUUUGCGGAACCCAUUAGACACCGAAGUCAACCUUUCGGAAGUCACAGUAGUUGUAGAGGAGUCGAAGAAGCAAGAGCCAUCCUCGUCUAAGCAAUUCGUUGACGUCCAGACCGUUGACGACGUGGUACUGGGACCUAAGGAGUCUAAGAUAGUCUCCGUGGCCAUCAAAGCACGGCGGCCUGCUUCUUUGGUCGUCACUCACGCGACCUACCGGUUCCUGUCCCUCCUCUUGACUACGGAGUCUCUCGCUUCUAGGGGCAAACGACUACACAAUACACCCGCGCAACGGCAAACUCCAGCGUAUGCCCCGGACGUUUUAAUCAAAGUUGAUGUUGCGGAGGCGAGCCAUAAGUUGUUGGCAAACUUUGUAGAUGAUCGACGGCUAGUGUUGGGACACGGUGAAACUAGACCUUUGGCCCUUUGGUUGUCGAACACGGGCACCUGGCCAAUCAACGAAGUGUGGGUAGUAGCUGGAGCGGAAGAUGAAAUCUGGGUGGGAGACGAGGAACGUCUAGUUGAUACACAUGCGUCUGAAUUGAGUGCGGAGACUCUGGACGUGGAUAACACUACGAUUCCGGCUCAGCCUCAGCAAGUAAAACUCGACUCACCACUACAACCUGGGACCUCAAUCGAGUUGUCAAUAGCUCUCCACGCCCAAGAUACGGGACAACAAGAGCUCUGUCUCCUUGUUGUCUAUCGUGGGUCUUCUGGCCGUUUUCGAUCGGUGCAGGUUACUCGAGAUUACGAGGUUCAACCUCUAUUGAGGAUAUCUUCCAUUACGAAUCCCUCAUCCAUGCCUGAUGAUCUAUUUUUGUUGAACUUGGAUAUCGAGAAUAUAUCGUCGUCAGCUCUACUACUAACACAAGUAACGACCAUGAGUCCGACAUGGGAGUGUAGAUCAAUCUCGCAGGAUCCUUUAGGUCUUGUACAGCCUUCCCAAGCGUCGCAUCUAUACUUGGGUGCCAAUCAUUGGAAGGAAGCGGCAGAUCCGCAAGAAUCAGUUAAAUUUAUCUCAAGAAAACUAUCAGACGUGCUUCAAGGUGCACCCUCCGAUCCUACAAAGCCUCUCCCUACCCGGUUGCAUUGUAACCACAUACAUAAGGCAUCCCGCCACCGGGCUGCCUUAGAAGUAGCUACGCGGCAUUUCAUUCACAGCGGCAGGCGCAAUUACGCGGCUAGAAAAAUUAAUCAGUCGCAUCCGCUCAUACCCUCGGAAAAUUAUUCCUCGAUUUUUCCGUUAUAUCAUCCAAACACUGUUGAUAUAGUGAUAUUUUGGGAGAUACCAGCUCAGCAUCCUGGGAUCAACAUUGGAGCGGGACACGCAGCGUUGAGAGAUAUUGUGGACCUGGCUGAGAAUACCAAGGCUACACGAAACAUGUAUGCUGAGACUCAGCGGGAGAAGGUGAAGAUGCUUCAAUCUGUGAAGGACAGCGAGUGGAAUUCAGAAAUGGAUCCUAUCGGUAAGUCUUGUCGCCUCCCCGUUACUUUCACCAUCAGAAACCAUUCGCUGACGCACAGAUCAAGUUUUGUGCUGAAACUGCUUACAGAGCAGCCCAUAGACGCGCCCACUGCGAGUGCCAUCCGGCCAUGUUACUCUGGCCGGCUAUCCUUCCGGGGAGUGCUGAACCCAACUGAGUUGAUUACAAUACACCCCAAGAUGUGGGUAUCACGACCCGGUCUGUACAGUCUGCAUGCAUGGCGCCUGGAGGUAGAGGUGCAUGAACUUGAUCAGGCUCCUGGGGACAAACCGCGGAUACGGCAUCAUUAUAUCCAGGAGUCCGAGCAGGUACACUAUUCUAACAUUAUUGUACGCGAUACUCGGGGAGUGUAAUCUUUGUUAUAUUACAACCACCAUAUAAUCCACCGUUCGCAUGAUACACAGGUAGUCUAGAGCUACUCGGAGUCGUCCUCAGAAGCCUUGGCUUUCUUGCUGGCUGCCAGCCGUUGUCUCUUGACCCUCGUGUUGAACACGGUCUGAAAGUUGUAAGUUAUAUUAGUUACGGUAGAUACUUGGAAUUGUGAAAGGCGUACACCGAGGACAAAUUGGAUCAAAUUGAAAAACGGCACCCAGAGCUGAGGAAGAGGUUAGAUCAUGAUAGCAUCCCUUUUGCAAGUUUCUUACGUGCUGGGGAACGUAUUUUUGAGCCACAAGCAUGGACAAGGGCGAGACAACCCAUGUAAU